Messenger RNA from Nematolebias whitei (Rio pearlfish), 3523 nucleotides. It is a transcript of the gene dlgap3, whose product is annotated as discs, large (Drosophila) homolog-associated protein 3. Gene Ontology annotation, molecular function: molecular adaptor activity. The transcript has 12 exons. Bases 1 to 3345 code for a protein of 1114 amino acids. Gene Ontology annotation, biological process: signaling. Gene Ontology annotation, cellular component: postsynaptic specialization; glutamatergic synapse. NCBI's taxonomy places the organism in Eukaryota, Metazoa, Chordata, Actinopteri, Cyprinodontiformes, Rivulidae. The record is from RefSeq and is a predicted model, not a curated record.
AUGAAAGGGUAUCAUGUCAGCCGUAGCAUGUCUCAGCACUCCUCUGGUGGUGGCGGAGGAGGCCCCUGCCACUGUGCUCCUGAGGACUGUGAUGGCCUGGGCAGAGACUAUUACCAUGGUCACAGCGAUGGCCAUUAUUAUCCACCAGGAGGUCCAGCUGAGGCUCUGGCACUGGAGAGGCAUCACUCCCAUUCACAUGCACACUCACACUCCCAUAGCCACUCUGGAGGGGGAACCUUUCCCCGAUCACACCCUAGCCAGCACCCACCUCUUCAGUCAUUUGACUCUUGCGAGGAGUGCCUAUCUUCAGGCCACGGAGGGAAGAUGCACCGCAUUCCCCCUAACUUGAUGGACCAGUUUGAGAAGCAGGUACCCUUCCACCCUGAUGGCUUUCACACAUUGCAGUACCAGCGCACUGCAAGCGGGGGCACCGAGCAACGUAGCGAAAGCCCAUCGCGUAUUCGCCACUUGGUCAAUUCUGUUCAGCGCCUUUUCGCAAAGUCCCAUUCACUGGAAGCACCAUCCAAACGAGAGUACAAUGGCACGAGAGGAGGUGGAGACUACCGGAGUGAAAGAGGAGGAGGAGGACAUCGGAGUGGAGGGGAGGAUGGCCACUACUCUGGCCACCAGUCUCGUUCUACCAGGAGGAGUAAGUCUCGAGAGCGUAGCAAGAGUGGAGACUCACGGCACGAGUCGGGCAGACGUCAUCGUAGCAGAACGGCAGGUUGGUGGAGCUCUGACGACAAUCUGGACAGCGACAGCAGUUUCUUGGUCAGUGGGGGUAGACGGGGGUAUCCCAGUGGGCACGAGAGCCUGGAUGCUGCUAUUCAGGAGCUCACCAUGCAAAAACCAAAAGAGCGUGGUGGUGGACCUGGGUCUGGCGAGUGCAUGGCAUGUACAACUAUGGCUAUAGCUGGAAGUGAGGGAGGAGGACAUCAUGGGCACCACGGUCAUUCUCUGAAAAGGAGCACCUGGUCAGCCAUGACAGUGAGCCAGGCCAGAGAGGUUUAUCCUUCCUCCAGGGGUGGAGCUUAUGAAAAAGCUCUAGUGCCCAUGGACAGUAAGCUAAAGGAGAGGACCUUCCACUAUCUGCAGGUCCCUUCAGAGGACUGGAGCGGUGGAUACGGCGGUGGCGGAGCGGCGGACAGCGGAGGGGAGAUCCCCUGCCGUCGAAUGCGGAGCGGCAGCUACAUCAAAGCCAUGGGUGACGAUGACAGCGCCGACUCGGAGGCGAGCCCGAAAGCCUCGCCUAAGUCUACUUUGAUUGCCCAGAGAGAUGCCUUCAGACGUGCCAUCAGCAUGGAUCAAAGGUACUCGUGUAAGCAGUGUACAGAUUCUUACCCGAACAACCGAACGGCACCGAAAACUCACUCUCGCUCUCGCAGUUACACGCGCUCUCUGACCAGCUCACAGCUAGGAGAAACGCUGAACCAUCAGUUUGAGGCCGUGUGUGAAACCAUGUUCGGGGAGGUGGAGUCUCAAGCCGUGGAGGCUCUGGAUCUUCCAGGCGUGUUCCGCACUCGCAGCCACAGCUACGUCCGCGCCAUCCAGGCCGGCUGCUCCCAAGACGACGACUGCCUGUCGGUCUUCUCCAUGUCCGCCCCUCAAGGAAGCGUCAAGGGUGGGGCUGUCUGCUCUUUCUUCUUUCCUUACCGUAAAGGUGCUCCACCACCGCUCCCGCCUCGCAUGUCCAAGUCUUCUCUCUCGGUGCGAGCCCAGAGCAGCACUGAGUCCACCCAGGAUGCCUACUUUCAGAGCGGUGGACAGAUGGCUGCAGGCCCCGGCCCCGGGCGCCCCAAGCAGCACAGCAACUCAGUGGACCUUGGUAGCUCUGACGGGCCCUCGGGCCGCACUUCCAGAGGCGGGUACUACAUGACCAGCGGCCCCGGAUGUUCCAGACAGCACAGCAACUCUGCAGAGAGCCUGGAUGGGGUCAGGGGUUCGAGGGAGCUGGUACCCUACAGCGGGGGACCGGGAGUUGGGGUGAGGGCCAAACACAGCUGCUCAGCUGACAGCCUGCUGGAGGGUCCACCGAGGCCGGCGAGGGAACGGGACAGCAGGGUGGUCGGCAGCCUGGGGAAGUCCUCCUCUCUUACUCAGAACAGCAUCGUGCUGAGUAAGGCUGGUGGGCAAGACGAUGGACGUGGGGGCAGGAAGUGGAGGCCAUCUAUAGCUGUCCAGGUGGACAGCUCAGAGACCCUGUCAGACUCAGACAAUGAAGGAAAGGCCCUAACAGAGGUGCACUCUGUAGGAAUCCAAGUGGAAGAUGAGAAAAGGCGUGCACGUUUCAAACGCUCCAACAGCGUGACGGCGAGCGUGCAGGCCGACCUGGACCCCGAGGGCUUCCCGGGGCUCAGCAUUGCCGUGCCAACACAGGACAAGAGUCUCCAGUUCGGCUGCUCCUUCCAGAGGCAUUCGUCAGAGCCAGAGUCCGCGAGCCAGUACACGGAGUGCCACCGCACCGUCCACACACAGGGCCAGUGGGCCUACAGAGAGGAUUUUAUACAGGGUGGGUAUACCUCAGAGGCCUGCCAAGCCGACUCGCUGCCCCACCAGGCUCCACACUUGCCUCCUCGUGCCCACACCCCUUUGCCCAUUACAUCGGAGCGAGCCUGGACGGGGACGCCGUCCAUCGAGGGCCCACGCAGCCUGCCCGACUCGGGCCGAACCUCGCCCUGCAUGAGAGAUGGGGAGUUCUUCUUGCGCCUUCUGCAAACAGAGGUGGAGAGGAUGGAGGGCUGGUGCCAGAACAUGGAGAGAGAGGCGGAGGAGAACGAACUUCUCGAGGAGAUUCUCGAGCUCAUUCGAAACGCAGUUGGCAGUGCCCAGAUGCUCAUGUCUCAAAAAGUCCAGCAGUUCUUCCGUCUGUGCCAGCAAAGUGUGGACCCCUCCGCCUACCCUCAACCCACAUCGCAGGACCUGGCAGCCUUCUGGGAACUGCUCCAGCUCAACAUCGAGGAUGUAAGGGUUAAGUUUCAGGACCUCCAGAGGAUCAAGGACUCUGGUUGGAGGCUCCCACCUGAAAAGAAGGAGGACAAGAAACUUCCUCCUCCCUUACCAAAGAAGCCAGCAGGUGGGGUGAGUGGCAGCCUCCGAGACGAUAGCGUGGGAGACGGGGUCGCCGGAAGUGGAGGAAGUGGGUCGGGAGGGCUAGUGGUGCCACGAAUUGGAGGGCACACCCUUCCCAUCAGGGAAAAAUCUCUGGACCUCGGGGAUCGCCAGAGGACAGAGGCGAGAAGGAGGCUGCUGCAGACCAAGCGCACCGCCUCAUUCAGGCAGAACUCGGCCACAGAGAGUGCCGACAGCAUUGAGAUCUACAUCCCCGAAGCCCAGACUAGACUCUGAACACUCUUCCGUACACCAACCCUUUACUCCUGCAGAGUUUUUUUUAUAACCUUCUGCAAGUCCUCACUGUCCACAAGCUACUCCCCUCACCACUGUCCAUCAAAUCAAGUAACCACCCAUUAAACAAGCAAUGACAGCCAUUUUAGUGUCUUGAAAUUCGAACAUAUUGUCGACACGG